AUGUUGGUAGACAAAGGAGCAGAUGUGCAUGCUAUUACAAAAAGAAAAGAAACAACAUUGAUGCUUGCUUCCAGAUCUGGGCAAAUGGAUAUGUUAGACCUUUUAAUUGCUUUGAAGGUUGAUAUCGAUGCUAAAGACGAAAAGGGAUGGACGGCAUUACAUAUGGCUGCAUUCCAAGGUCUGGGUGAAGUAAUCAAAAAACUGUUGACAGCAGGAGCAAAUGUGAACGCAACUACUUUGUUGGGAAAAACGUCAUUAAUGAUUGUUUCCGAAUUUGGAUGUGUUAAUUCGGUAAAAAUAAAUGCAAAAGCUUCUCUUGGACAGACGGCAUUACAUUACGCUGCAUUAGGAAACACAGUUCAAACAAUUGAAGAACUGUUAACUGCAGGAGCAAACGUUGAUGCUACGUCUAAAACGGGAGAAACAGCAUUAGCUAUUGCUUCUGGAGUGGGAAAUAUUGAUGCGGUGAAAGUUUUGACAACUAAAUAUAAUGACAUCCUAGCUACCGACAAGGCUGGAAUGUCGGCUUUUCAUUGGGCUGCAUUUAAUAACGAAGUUCAAUCCUUGAAGCUCUUGGGGGUUAUGGUUGACAAUAAAGAGAAAGAAUGGAGCAGCUUUGCGAACACUUGGAAGCUGCGGGACUUCGGCAACACCUCGUCAAUCCGUUGCAUAUCAAAGAUUAGUGGCGAAGAUUCCGGAUCGUUAAAAGCCCGAAUGGGUUCACUACCAAAAGAGAAAUGCCGCAGAAGACGCACUAUAUUCGACCGUGGAGAGCUGAAGUCUUGCAAGGUUUGCCACAACACCGGUCACAAAUGUCAUGGCCUUUUGAGGCUAGUAACUCGCGAAAAGCUCUGUAAUGUGUGCCUGAAUGAACACAAGAUCGUCAACGCUGUGGGGAAGAGCGCGUGCAUCCGGCCUACUUCUAAAAUUAUGUUUCUGAUGGUACCAGUGCAGCUGUACUACAGAGAUAAAGCAAUAACGGUGCUGACGUUCCUCGGUUACUUUGGUUAA
Messenger RNA from Wyeomyia smithii (pitcher-plant mosquito), 1011 nucleotides. Its product is annotated as putative ankyrin repeat protein RF_0381. The coding region runs from base 1 to 1011 and encodes 336 amino acids. Lineage: Eukaryota; Metazoa; Arthropoda; Insecta; Diptera; Culicidae. The transcript is spliced from 5 exons. Gene Ontology annotation, molecular function: protein binding. The record is from RefSeq and is a predicted model, not a curated record.